Messenger RNA from Serendipita indica DSM 11827, 4524 nucleotides. Lineage: Eukaryota; Fungi; Basidiomycota; Agaricomycetes; Sebacinales; Serendipitaceae. The record is from the annotation of a GenBank genome assembly.
AUGGAUGUUGAUACAGACGAGCCGAGAAUGGCUGGAAGUAGAGAAGCUCCGAUUAUAGUCGACGAGGAGAUGGAUUCACCAGUAGAAAGGGACUGGGUUCGGUCAUCCAAGAGCAACGUCGAAGAGCAUGCUAUUCUUGAAUACAUAACACGCCUUGUCAAAGCGACGCACAACCAACGACUCAAAGUCGAAGCAGGCAAGAAUCUGAAGAGCUACAAAAGCCAGUACAAGGAGCAUUCAAACCUCAAGACAGAAGUUGCGAAAGCUGCCCGUUGGCCAAACGUACUCCCGAGUGGAGCAGAGGCAGCUUGGGUUGAAGGACGCAUCGCGCGAUCGAACUAUGCCCACCAGAGAGAGGACGAGUUUGCCGAGUCUAUUCAACGCCUGGAUACAUUCUCAAACUCGGAGGAAACCGAUCCUUCUGUUCAGCUGCUUGCGCUUGCGAUGAAGGCGCGUAACCAGCGCUUGGUGGAAGGGUCAUUCCGCACAAAGGUUCAGUCAGCUCAAGAGGAGCUUGAGCGGGUUCGAGAGCUGCACGAACACAAGCAUGCGCCGCCCGUUGCUCCUGGAGCUACAGAUACCGACAUGGUCGAUCUCAAUUUGGUUGACAAUCUGCCAGUCUCUAAUGACAGAAUAUUCGAGAUACAAGAUCGUCUAGACGCCAUUCGGAACAGACUGGAAGAGGCUGAAGAAUGGGCCACGGCAUCAUACGACGAGACGAAGGAGGAGAUGAACAAAUUGGUGGCAACAUUUGUCGCCAGUGGUUUCAAAGCGGACGUUUCUCGUGAAGUGACGGCUGAGCCAUCCAACGAAGCGGACCAGCAAGCACUAGAAGGGCUCAGGGUGGCAAAGUUUACGUUUGAAGAGCAUCAAAGGACAUGCGAGGCGCUUAAAAGGCUCUUGUUUUCACGAAUAGAGAAGAGCAAAGGCGAGCAGGCGAGCGUCGUGAACGCCACUGCAGAGCUCGAGUCGUCAAACUCUACUCUGGAUGCCCUCGAUGCAGAGCUGGCAGAGAUUCUUGGACAAGUGUCCACGAAUGUAUCGCGAAUGUCCUUGAUAUCGGACGAGGAGAAGCAAACGAUGUACGAAGAGACAAAGGACAUGUGCAAAACCGGUCUCCAAACCACUACCGCGCUUCUGGAUUUGAAUCCACAGUAUGCGACGUUCCAGAGCUCUCGGCUUCUCUCUCGCGUUCCUACUUCAGAGGAGGUGGUCGCCGAGCGCAAGAGACUCGAUAAUGCACAUAUAAACGACUUUAAGAAACUGCAAAAGGUGGCUUUCGAGGGCAUUGCGGACCUGUUGACCAGAGCACGGGCUCAGCAGGAUAGACUGGAGCAAGAGCACAGAUGGGGAAUGACAGACUGCAAUCUGUCGACUGGCGUGGCAGACGGGAUGCAGACGCGCUCCCCGGCCGCUCAGCUGGUCGCCCAGUCGCCACAAUUGUCGCCAAUAUCACCAAUGACGCCAUCCACGCCGCCUUAUCGCAUCAAGCCACUCGCCGGAGUUGCUGACCAUCGGAGGAGGCUGACCGAUGAUAGCAUAGACGGCGACACGACAAUGCACGGCCGCGUCAGCAUGGACUCCAGUGCAUCUACAGUUCUUGGCGAGGGGACUGACGCAGAAGAGGGCAACUAUGCGUGGACAGAUGAACAAGUCGCGAUUCUUGUGCGGACAUUGGAAGAUGGAUGUCCCCCGAAUGUCAAGAAACGAACCGCUCCGAGAACACCUUACAACGCCGCGCGACCACCAGACACGCUUAUCGAUUUAUGGGCUCGACAGCUCAAACGCUACGGAGAUUGGCCUCAUAAUGUUCGUGAAAUUCGGAGAAUGCUCAAGUCGAUGGCUGCAGACGUGGCAAGAGGUGUUCAACCCGGACGACCAAAGUCUCGCAAUGCAGACGGAGACGCGCUUAUGGACUAUGAAGAAACACGUGAUGAAACUGGAUUUGGAGGCAUUUUAGACUCUCCUCCACCAGCUCGGAGCACCAACGUGCCAGCAGGCGUUCUGAGGUCCUCAAUCAGGCUCCAGCGUCUUGAUCGUGAUUUGGACAUUCAGCCCGUCAGCUAUCAUCCUUACCUGUACGCUCGACCGCGCUCCCCACUCAAGACACCACGGUCUCCCUCUGUGGAACCGAUUUCCCCGACCGAAUCUUACUUUCCGGGAUCACCCUCGUACAACUCGGCCAGUAGGCCUCGCUCACGAUCUGUGUCGCCAGGCAGUGAUGGUCCUCGCCCGAAUUCGCCCACGGUCUCGUCGCGGCACAUCGAGCCUCUUAGCUUGAGCCCAAUGAGGCUUUCACCGCACAAACCAAAUCAGGCAAGGACAGCUAGAUCGCCAGAUCCUGCGGAUCUCCUGGCCACGUUUUCGUCAGAGGCAAGCGGGUCUAGAACCUCUGGAAAGCGUGCUCCUCUUCCGGAUUCCUUCUUCUCCAAGCCAGUGCGCAACAUGCUGCAGCCAGCAGCCCAGCUCCAGGCGGAUGGCUUCUUUUCGACUAAUGCACCCUUGCCAAGUGGGCGUACCGAGCCGAGAAACUUUUCCAGUAUUUCAAGCGUUUCUUCGGUCUUCUCCAAUCAAUCCUCUGCUGUUGGCUCUCCUACACGACCCAGCCAUUCGCCCUCGAAGCAACAGAGCAUCCCGUAUAUUCCACCGCUCUCGGUAACGCAUCCGCAUCUCAACGAGGCACACGGUUCACGUGGUGGAAUCAAACGGAGCGCCAGUUUCUCUCGUCCAGCGGAUCCCAUCAAGCGCGCCCCAAGCUAUCCGUCCAUUAGCGAAAAUUCCAAGCUGCGUCUCACGCACUCUCCACCAGAAACAAACAUUGUACCAGAAGAGCCCGUUAGUUUGCUUGGACACAAGCGAGAACGCUCCGAGACGUCGUUUGUGGAGACUGAGAGCGAAUACGAUACGGAAGACGUACCUCCGAGCAGUGCUCCAUCGAGCGAUGUCAUUCCACCCGUGUCUCCGCUCAAGGCUGCAUUUAAUCCUUCGCCUCCCAAGUCACCGAGAAAGGGUGGACCAUCUCCACACAAGCUACUCCAGUCAUCCAAGCUUCUCGCCUCACCUCGCAUUCUUGGUGGCCGACUUUUCAGUCGGAAAAAGGGUGGAAAGGGAAAGUCUGCCGAGUCGAGCGACGUGGAGAGAGACCGAACUACCAGCCCCAGCCCUACGCCCUCGCCAUUUCCUCGACUUGAUCCGAUAGAGGAUAGAGAUGUGACGCUCUCGCCUAUCACACCAUCCACUCCUGGUAGACGUGGCAUGGAUCUCGAUCGUCUAUUGCUCUCCCCAGACUCGUUCCGAGCGCACAGUGAUAGAGAGUCGUCAGUUCUUAGCUACGAAAGCACUCCUCGAUCCAAAGUGAUGAGUACCCCGCAUCUCCCAGUUGCUCGUCAUAAGACGUCUGCCGAGUUGAGGACCAUUCGCCAAUCGCCUGUAGAGAGGAGAGAAGGAGAGCCCCGUCGCAAGCGAGUCAAGACGGAUGAGCUCACUACUCCACCGAGAUUGCUUCGGAGUCAUGUUCUCAGUACUCAGAAUGGCCACCAAGAUCAUACCCCCGAGACGCCUCGACCCGCCUCUCGAGCGCUCUCAGAUACAGGCCGUCGAGUUGCGCGGACUCCUCCCCGACGCGUACGCGCGACAGCACUCUCUGCCUCUCGAACUCCUCCGCGCCGAAGCGCGAAGAGCCCUCGUUUGUUACCUGGUGGUGGCCGAGCCAAGACCAACUCACCCCCAGUUCCUCCACGACCAGCGAAUCCUUUACCAACUCUUCGGCUCACUGCUAGCCCUCCGCCUCUCAACAAUAUGGCCAAGAUUGUCGCCAGUCUUCCCCCAGUCGAACAAGAGGAUGGGGAGACACCGCGUGCGGCUGUUCGUCAGCGAGUUCGUUCUGGGAUGGCGAGUGCCGCUGCUGCUGGGUCUGGUGGUGCCUCCUCCAACCCGACCACUGCCAAGGAAGGGAGGGGUGUUUCCACUCGUGGAACUCAGCGUCCUGCGUCGCCGGUUGAGAAGAACCGAGCUCGUCGAGCGGUGGGCGAAAGCACCACCAAGGCCAGAUCAACGGCAGCAGACACCUCUGCGACUAAAGUUGGUAUGAGUGCUACCGUUGGACGUACUGCUGGUAGGACGGUGCAAAAGCGAACGCCCAGCUUUCUUGGACCCGAGCUCGUGCUCAAGCAGCCAGUCUCUCAAGAGCCAAUGGACGAGGCAGCAGUCGCAAAUCGACUACGACGCGUUGGAACGCAGCGCUUCCCUGCCGUCAGCACAGCGUCUAUCUCUAGCGUUCUCUUCCCUGAUGGACCCUCGGAUCUUCCAUCGACGCAACUUGACACUGUCCAAGAAUCGUCUCCGACGAACGCUACCUCUGGCAAUGGGGACGAGGGUGUUGCUCAACCGGCUCAGAUUCGACGACAGACGCCUAGCCGUGAUACCUUGCGCUCUGGACCUGGACCUUCUGUCGGCUUUGGUCGUGCUCGCAUGACCCGUAGUAUCAGUAUGCUUGGGCCGGGCGAAAAGCCGCGCCCAUAUUAA